Molecule: messenger RNA, 5900 nt
Organism: Bursaphelenchus okinawaensis
Lineage: Eukaryota; Metazoa; Nematoda; Chromadorea; Rhabditida; Aphelenchoididae
Source: the annotation of a GenBank genome assembly
AUGAUUCGAAGCUUCACGGGAGGACUGAAUGCUUUGUAGGUUUAAUUGAAAAUGACAUUUUGUAAUUUUUUUGGUUUGGGCGGGGUGAAUUUUUUUUGAGGGGUGGAUGUUUUUUUUAUUUUUGCUAUUUUGGUUGAAGGUAGGGUAGAGAAGAUUAUAUUAGGGCAGGGUAUGGUAUAAUAGAAUAGGGCAGGUCAGGCUGGGCACGGCAAAACGGGUCAGAGUAGGGCAGGCCUCGGCACGGCAAUAUGGGUCAGGGUAUCGUACCUUUUCCCAAGAUACAGUAGGUUGGAAAAGGUUCUGUAAGGUAUUCUACAGUUGUGUAGGGCAUGCAUUUUAAGGCAGGGAUAGGCUUGACUUGACGAAUGGGCCGACUUGGACCUAAAUUUAGACCGGGCUAGUGCAAAUCAAGGCGCGGCCUGUUUGCAUGUAAAAAAAUUCUGGUCCGGCCUGAAAAAUGGGCUCGGCUUGUUUGUUAUGUCUAGGUUAGCCAAGGUAGGAUAGUGUAAGUAGUUUGGGAAAAGGAAGGGUAGGGUAGGGCAAGGUAUUGUACAUAGAGUAGGGUAAGGCAGGGCAGGAUAUGAUAUUGCAAAGCAGAGUAGGGUAGGGUAACAUCACAACUGUGUUUUUUCUUUUGAGUAACAAGUCUUUAGUAGGUGUAAAAACUAAAAACUGUACACUGCAAUUACUAUUGUUACGAUGUACAAUUUUUGUUUUUACAUUUUUCGAAAAUGUAAUUGGCAAUCUCUGGCUUUUACCUAGCUUUACAUCUCAACAAUUGCUUUUUCUAUCGUUAUUUUUGGCAUAACUUUGUUAUUUCUAUAGUGCUAUAUCAGGUUUGCUACUGCUUUUUGUCUAUAUACUUGGUUAUUGUACUAUUUAGUAUUUGACUUUCGUGCUAUAUGGUACUGGUCUAUCAUACUACAUAGUACUUUGAUAUUAUAUUGUAUAGGAUUUGAAGGUUGUGCUAUAUAGUACUUGGAUAUUGUCUUAUAUAUCAUAGUACUGUGCUAUUGAAAUAUAUAGUACUUGACAUUCGUACUAUCUAGUACUGGUCUAUCAUACUAAAUAGUACUUGACUAUUGUAGAAUAUAGUACUUGCCAAUGAUACUAUAUAGUACCUAUAUACAUGCAUACUUUUAAUACUAAAUUGGUUGCUCUAGUACGUGUUGUAUCUACUUAUGUAUAGACGAUUAUCGAUAUUUAUGUUGAUGUAAGCCUAUCUAUUCGAACUAAAAAUGGUAAAAUUUAGUUGUUUUGGAUUGUUUUCGAAAAUGAGCGAAACUGACUUGGAACGAGGACCUGACAAGAUCGAAGGCGAUGAGCUGGUUUGUGUUCAGGCGGUAGGUAAAAUACGAUGCAUAUAUUCAUGUCAAACAAUUGAAAAAUUAAAAUUUUUAAAAUUAAAUUUAAAAGUUAUUUUAAGUAAAGCUUUUCUUGCAAUAUUAUGACUUGUAGGUAUGGAGACACGGGCAAAGAGCUCCGGUUGGCACAUUCAAAGGAGAUCUGUAUCCAGAAAGUUAUUGGAGACGAGGCUAUGGUGAACUCACUGAGGUAAUUAUAAUAUCAUUUUUUUGUUAUAUAAUAGAACUCCUAUAUAACGAAAAUUUUAUAUAACAAACAACUUUUAAAUGUCUAGCUAUUAGAUUUACAAAAGGGUUUGGCUUAAGUAUUUGGUUUGUACCAUGGGCUGGGCUAUGGUUUAGACCCCAGCCCUCGGGCCCCACCCCCUGUGCCAAAUUGCUUUAGCUUGGCUUGGGGUUGAAGCGGGACAGGGCGUAGAGGGCUUUUUUUUAGUCUACUACAAGCUAUUUUGAGCUAAGAGGGUUUCAAAAAGUUUUGUCGUCAUUUUCUGUUGCAUUGCAUAUAAGAAAGCGACAAGACUUUUUUUUUGCAGUUUGAUGUUAUACUAGGUCUUAGAUGGGGCUUUGAUAGCAGAAACGUUGCUAGAGAAAUUUUUAUUUUUUUUCGCUCUUCCCCCCCCAUUAGAAAAAAUGUGUAGCAACAUCCUUGCUGCAUGCUAGGUUAAUACUUGCAAUUUUAAAUUGAUGUUCUCAUGUAUUCAAUGAUAAGAAAAAUAAAUUUUCUUGUUUCAGAAAGGCGUUCGACAACAUUAUGAGCUUGGCAAAUGGGUAAAAUCACGUUACAUCGACUAUCUCAAGUUUCUACCAGCAAAAUACGACCCAAAAACGGUAAUCAUUCAAAAUAUUUUUUUAUUUUUUGUAAAAUACGCUUACCUGUACUGUGUUUCAAAUAUUAUGGUUGCAGAUCUGGGUAUGAAGGGGUACAUUUUUAUUCUUUUAGGUUACUGUAUGGCGGAUUUUGUUAAAAGAGGAAAUGAAAAGGUGUGAAGUGGUAGGGCAGGGUAGGGUAGGGUAAGAUAACGCAGAAUAUGAUGGUAUAGGUUAGGGCGGGGUACUGUAAGAUUUUUUAAAACUUUAAGUUGGUCAUAAUAUUGUAAGCGUGUUUUGAAUACUGUAGGUUCAGGUAAGUACUGUGGGGCUGGUAGGAUACUUUUAGGGUAAGGUAGGGUAAGGUAAGAUAAGGUAGGAUAGGGUAGGGUAGGGUGGGGUGGGGUAGGGUAGGGUAGGGUAGGGUAGGGUAGGAUAGGAUAGGAUAGGAUAGGGUAGGGUAGGGUAGGGUAGGGUAGGGUAGGGUAGGGUAGGGUAGGGUAGGGUAGGGUAGGGUAGGGUAGGGUAGGGUAGGGUAGGGUAGGGUAGGGUAGGGUAGGGUAGGGUAGGGUAGGAUAGGAUAGGGUAGCGUAGGGUAGGAUAGAAUAAUGUACGAUAGGAUAUACUAGGGUAAUGUACAGUAGAAUCAAAGUGUCUAAAACAAUAUAUCUCUCCUUCAGAUCUUCCUCAGGUGCAGUGUAGUACACCGAACGAUUGAAAGUGCUCAAGAGAAUUUGCGCUCACUCUACGAACAUGAUCCCAACUACAAAAUGCCUCAGGUCAACACGUUCAAGGACAAAGACUGUGUGCACCUACCCUUCAGAUGUUGUGUUAAGGCGAGGGAAGAGAUCAUCAAAUGUGGCAAUGGGGAACCAAUGAGGCUUUACGAGGAGAAGUAUAAGGUAAAAUACGGUGUUUACAUUGUAUAUCGAAUAUAUAAAAACUAUUUUUUUUGAAGUUUUAAAAUUUUCGAAAAAAUUAAAUUUUAGGUAACCAAAAAUUUUUUUUGAAAAUUAAAUUUUUUUUUAAAUUGAAAAAACAGCUCAAUAUGUAUAAGGUCAAAAAUGUUAUUUUUAUAAUUUUUUUCAGGACGUAUUAGAUAAAAUGGCAUCGGUAACAGACCGUCAGUUCACGACAUUUGUUGAUGCUCUCUUCUUGACAGACCCUUUUACUACUGAAGUGAGUUACUAUAAGACUUUUUUUUGCUUUUUUAAAAUAAAAAUGGGAUUUUUGGGUAGGGUAGAGUUAGUAGUAAAGGGUUUUUGAUGAAACUAAAUUUUUUGAAGUUGCUGCCAUUUUUUAAUAGAUUUCUUUUGAAAAACUUGAAAAUUAAGCUGCGAUUUUAAAGUAGAAGGUAAAGAAGACUGUAAUCAUGAAGUGAAAAGUCUUUUUUUCAAGUUAUUGUAACAUAAAAUGAUGUUUUUUUUUUGAAAUUUGUUUUGAUUUCUUUUCCAAUAUUUUAAUGUAUUUGCCAUUUUUUAAUAGAUUCUUUGUGAAAAACUAUAAAAUUUAAUUUCUUUUGUAAUGCAGAAUAUAAAGAAAACUAUAAUCAUGAAGUAAAAAGUCUUUUUUUUUCAAGUUAUUAUUACCUAAAAUGACGUUUUUCGUAAAUUGUUUCGCGAUUUUUUAUCAAAAUUUUUAAGUUUUUUUAUAGACUUUUCAUAAAAAGCUUAAAAUUUAACAUUUUUUGUAAUGUAGAAGAUAAAAAAGAUUAUAAUGAUGAUGUGAAAAGUUGUUUUUUAAAGUUAUUAUUACCUAAAAUGACUUUUUUUUCUAAUUUUUCAAAAAUUUUUUAUCAAUUUUUUUGAAGUUUUUGCCAUUUUUUGAUAGAUUUUUUGCGAAAAACCUAAAAAUUGAGCAUAUUUUGUGAAGCAAAAGCUACAAAAGACUAUAGUUUUGAAGAGAAAUGUUAAUUUUUCAACUCAUUAUUACCUAAAUGAUGUUUUAGAAGCAUUUGGGCCUUGAACUUCCGAGGGAAUUCGAUGAGAUUUUCGAAGAAAUCGACGCGGCUCACAGAGACAGUUUGAGGAAUUUGUAUGGGUAUGGUAAGUAUUAUCAAUUAGCCUUUGAUUUUUUUCGAUUUUAAAAUAAAAAAUUUUUUUAAAACUUUUUUUUUAAUUUUUGGAUAUUUUAAAUUUUUUUUGUGAAAAAGUCCUUUUUUUGCCAUUUUUUAGGGUUUUUCGAAAAUUGUAGAAUGACUAAUAUAGAUUACGGUAGAAAAUGAAGAAUUAAAGGCUGCUGUUAAUAAAAAUGUCAUUUUUAGUUGGUCACACUCCAGAAUCUUCAGUAAGGAUCAGGAAAGCGAUGGCUAGUGGACUGGUCGAACAAAUGAGCAAAAAUAUCAAAAAUAAAAUCCUAAAUGCACCAGAAGCCAAGGAUAUCAAGUACUUUGUUUUUUCGGCGGUGAGUUGGAUUUUUAUACUCUUCUCAUACUAUGACUACUACCUACCCCUACCCCUACCCCUACCCCUACCCCUACCCCUACCCCUACCCCUACCCCUACCCCUACCCCUACCCCCUACCCCUACCCCUACCCCUACCCCUACCCCUACCCCCUACCCCUACCCCUACCCCUACCCCUACCCCUACCCCUACCCCUACCCCUACCCCUACCCCUACCCCUACCCCUACCCCUACCCCUACCCCCUACCCCUACCCCUACCCCUACCCCCUACCCCUACCCCUACCCCUACCCCUACCCCUACCCCUACCCCUACCCCUACCCCCUACCCCUACCCCUACCCCUACCCCUACCCCCUACCCCUACCCCUACCCCUACCCCUACCCCUACCCCUACCCCUACCCCUACCCCUACCCCUACCCCUACCCCUACCCCUACCUCUACCCCUACCCCUACCCCUACCCCUACCCCUACCCCUAACCCUACCCCUAACCCUACCCCUACCCCUACCCCUACACCUACCCCUACCCCUAUUCCUACUACUCCUACCCCUACGUCUACCCCUACCCAUACUCUAACAUACCCUACCGUUUAUUUUAUUCUAUUCUACCCAACGUUACUCUACCCUAACCUACCUUACACUACCCUGCCUUAAUCUACCCUUUACCUUCAUCCCUCUCUCCCCGGAAAAAAUAAGUAGCGGUGUCACUGCUCUUGUCCUUACCCUCGUUUCUAGUUUGCCUUAUUUUACUUUUUUCUUACUGUACCUUUACUGUAGUCUUACUUCUACCCAACUCAAAUCUUGCAUUAAACUUAUCUUACAAUAUCUUAUUCAUACCUUAUCUUUGUCGUGGCAAACUUUCAUUUUGUUUUAAAUAAUUGUUUGUUUUUAGCACGACACUGUAGUCCUAGCCUUGUUGGCAACCUUUGAAUUUGACAAAUUGGAUUACAAUCAAAACUUUAACGUAUCAUUGGGAGCAGCUGUGUUCAUGGAGCUGUGGAAGAAGCCAAAUGGGCAGUAUUAUGUCAAGGUAAAAUUUGAAAUGAUUUUUAAUUUUACCUUUACCUCUACCUUUGUUAUACCUACCUUUAUAUCUACUCAUGUUAUCUCUACCCUAUCCGUUGUUACAUACCUCCCGUUAUUGAUGUUAUUGUAGGUGCUGUACCGCCGAAACGCCAACGAGGUCUACGACAUGACGGCCGACAUUAGCGGCUGCAAGCAAUACAAAAAUGGCAUUCCGUUGGACGUGUUCUUCGAGCGAUGGCAAAAGUUUUAUCAACCUCACGGACCGGACUGCCAAAAGGUCGAUCUCCAUGUUAGACUGUAG